AGGCGAUAGUAGUGCUCCAUCUAUCCAUAGCUAUUAAUUUGAACGCAAUAGAAAAAAUGGACUAUUUUGUAAUUUGACAAUGAAAAGCUCCGUCUUUUAGGUUAGAAUUUGAAAUUAUAGUAACCAAAGCGGCGAUGACGUCGGAGCUAACUAAUACCGACAGGAUAAGUACUUUACCGGAUUCUCUACUGUGCCACAUCCUAUCAUUCCUCCCCACCAAAACCGCCGUGGCUGCCGGUCUCGUGUCUCGCAGAUGGCGUCACCUUUGGGAGCAUCUCCAGGUCUACGACUUCUCCGACGACUCCAAAUGUAACUGCGAAAACCCUAAAAACUUCGAAAAGUUUGCAUUUUUUGUGAACUUCAUGCUCUCCAUCCGCAAAUCCCGCGACAUUCGAAAGUUCAAUCUCACCUGCUGCAUCUCCGAUGAUAACAACUUUCCCGAAGAUUCCGUCUACGCGUGGGUCCGUGCCGCCAUUGGGCCCCACCUUGAAGAACUCUCUCUUGCUAUAUCCAACUGCCAUGGAGACCGACUCGUGUUCCUUCCUUCUUCCCUCCUGAAUUGUACCAAUCUCGUUUCCCUCAGUUUUGUUGGUGAUAUUCACAUUAAUUUUCAACCUUCUUCAAUUCAUUUUCCAUCAUUGAAGAUGUUAAAACUUGGCUCAUGUGUUGUGGAAGUCGACAUAGACAUUGCGGAACUCGGCAAAUACAAUGUGGAUUCAUACAGUGUGGAUUCAAUACUUUUCUUUCUCUCUGGCUGCCCCGUACUCGAAACUCUAGAUACUUACUUUGAUCCUUCAUUCUUGACCAAUGUUUCAGUACCACCUUCCUCCAAGAGGUUGAAAUUAACCGGCGGGAAUUUCUCUUGGACUUGUCUUGAAAUAGAUGAAGUAUGGUUUGAUGUAGAGUUUGAUAAAACUACAUUGGGCAUCAUUGGCAACUAUCAGAGUAUGGAGGAAGCAUAUCUUGACUACUUUUCCUUGCGUAAAAGUGAAUUUGUUGAUCCAGUGCUCAACCACCUCCGAGAUCAAAAUCGUGAUUUACAUCUACUUUUGCGUCAUUCCACAUCAAAGACGCCCUGGCCACUUUGCACCCCCACUCUAAAUUAUCCAGAAUUUUGCAAUUUAGAUCAUUUAAAGUUCAUUCUUCCUCCUUCAACCUCUUUCAACGCAAGUCUAAUGCUCAACGUGCUUGAGAAAUGUCCUAUGCUUCAAGUUUUUGUAAUUCAGUGUAGCAAGGAGGAACCGUCAUCACCUUUGAAAACAUGGGAGCCAAAGUCAACAACAGUUCCCCAAUGUCUCAAAUCUAACCUUACCUAUAUUCACAUAGAAGGAUACCAAGGAUUUGAAGACGAGUUGGCAUUUGCUGAAUAUAUUUUGCGCAAUGGACUUGUUUUGCACGCGGUGCUUAUAUUUUUUGAUACUUCUAUGGACUUAAGACACAAGUAUUGUUGUCUUAAAAGAUUAACUGAUACACCAAGGGGCUCCGUUGCAUGCCAACUUAAGUUUGACUCAUCUGUGUCUCCUUAAGUGUGCCUUCGGAGUUCUUGAUUUUUGAAGCUGACAGAAUCAUGUUUGGUCAAAUGCUUGGAGUUUUAUUAAAAGGAUGACAGAAAUCAAACCAUAUUAAUAUGUAUUUUUCAUUUCAGUAAGCUUACAAGUCUCUCGGAAUUAGUAUCUUUUGCUUGGUGCUUAUCAAGACAUGGUACUCAAGGUCACAAUUAUGGGAAAUACGGCUAGUUGGCUUAAGUAAUGUUGUUGAUUUUUUCUGUUUAGAGGAAAGUCAUCGGAAACCCCUCUUAUUUAAAUGUUGCUUUGGAGCUACAUGCUUAGAAUGACUACACUCAGUAAUGUCACAACCCAAUAUAAACUCUGAUAAUUGAGAUAAAUUAGUCAAAUAUUACCACGUAUUAUAUGGUAGGAAUCAUUUGGUUUUUGAAAAGUAUUGAAGCUAUUUAGUUUUUGUCCUUGUGAUUUUGGGGCAUAUCAGGGUAUGCUGCAUGUUUUUAUCAGAAGAAUUUGAUUUCUUUUACGGAACCUUGUUCAUUUUAGUAAUACUAGUUAUAGGCACAUACUUAAAAUAAUAGUCAAAUCUUAAUGUGGAUAUCUUAUUUACUUUCAAGGUUCUUUGAUGAAAAUAGGGUUUUCAGAAGGACAUGUGAUGCAUCUUUAUAGAUAUUAACAUAAGUGAUCUUAUAAAUGGCUUGCUCAACCCUUGUAUUUGAAGGAAGUAGCAUUUUAUCACUAAUUGGAUUUGCAAGGUUAAAAUUGUAGAGAAUAUGUUAUCGGACAAAGAGAAUACGAAUAGGCUGAAGCAAAAGAAAGAAACAACCAAUAAAACAAUAAGUACACUAUAGACUUAUCAUUUGGUCUCUCUGAUCCAAUAAUGUAUGGUGACAUCGA
Messenger RNA from Vicia villosa (hairy vetch), 2399 nucleotides. RefSeq names its product FBD-associated F-box protein At4g10400-like. NCBI's taxonomy places the organism in Eukaryota, Viridiplantae, Streptophyta, Magnoliopsida, Fabales, Fabaceae. Gene Ontology annotation, molecular function: protein binding. The record is from RefSeq and is a predicted model, not a curated record. The transcript has 5 exons. Bases 135 to 1526 code for a protein of 463 amino acids.